Molecule: messenger RNA, 1467 nt
Organism: Equus caballus (horse)
Lineage: Eukaryota; Metazoa; Chordata; Mammalia; Perissodactyla; Equidae
Source: RefSeq, a predicted model, not a curated record
AUGGCCAGACUAUACGGUGUGGUAGUGGUCCUACUGCUGCUGGCAGAGGUCGCCAUGUUUGGAGAAGGGGCAUCGAAUCCUGGGUUGGUGGCCAGGAUCACCAGAAAAGGCCUGAAAUAUGUCCACGAACAUGUAGCAGCCGCCCUGCAGAAGGAGCUGUCCGCCAUCGAGGUCCCUGAUUUCUUAGGAAGCUUCCAAGUCGGUUGGUUUGGAAGAGUGAGCUACGAGUCUAACGGCCUGAGGAUCCAGAGCUUGGAGCUCAGGAACUCGGAUCUCAGUCUUCGCCCAGGGCGGGGUGUCCGCGCCUCCCUCUUCAAUAACUACGUGUCUGUCAGCGGGAGCUGGAAGGUGAGGACGGCUUUCGUCAUCCUAAAUGGUACUUUUGGUCUGAGUGUGGAUGGCAUUUCCAUCUCAGUUUCCUUGAACUUGGGCAAGGACCCGUCUGGACGACCCACUGCCUCUGUGGCCCACUGUGACAGCUCCAUUGAUGGCAUCGACAUUAACAUCUCUGGACCCCUAAGCCGGAUCCAGAACUUCUUCCAUGGAAUUAUGGAAAUCUAUUUCAAAAAUAUCUUGGAACAAAAGCCCUGUGCUGAGGCCAGAGACAUGUGUCCAAAGGAGAAUGGGGCUGAUGCCAGAGAGGCUGAGCCCAAGGAAUGGACAGUUUCAGAGGAUGUGGUCAAUGACUUUGGCCUCCACGGAGCCAUCUGUGAAAUGGUGAGGAUGUCGACGACCUCACGCCUGGAGCCCUACCUCCGAACUCUGCCAGUCACCUCGAUGAUUGACCAGGUAGCUGGCAUUGACUACAGCUUAGUAGGAGCUCCCCAGGUGACCUCCCAAUGCCUGGACACACCCUUCAAGGGUGAGUUCUUUGGCCGAAGCUGGCACUCUCCAGUCCCCUUCGAUGCUCCGCCCAUCAGGCUGCCCCAGGAGCAUGACCGCAUGAUCUACUUUGCAGUCUCUGAUUUCGUCUUCAACACGGCCAGUAGGGUUUACCACCAGGCUGGGCACAUGAAGUUCAUCAUCCAAAAUGAGCACCUGAAGAGCCUGACAAAGCUGGCCAACAAUGAGUCAGCUAAAAAGUGGCGGAAGCAGUACUCGAACUCAAGCUGUCAGACCUCAAAGUCCACAUCCCUGACUGCUACUGUGUCCUGCUUCGCGAGUAGCUUCCUACUUCUCCUGCUGCAGAUCCCCCUGGACUCUUCCAUCGCCCUGAACACCAACUCAUUCCGGGCCCUGAUUCCUCAGCUGGCCAAGUUGUACCCAAAUAUGCAGCUAGAGUUUGAGACAUCACCUGAAUCAGCUCCUUUCCUGAUGUUCACCCCUGGAAAUGUGACCCUCUUGCCUGUGAUAGACAUCCAGACCUUCGCCCUUCCACCCAACUCCUCCGACCGCAAGCCACUCUUCCAGCUCAGGGUGCUGAAGGACCAGGGGACUACACAGCUGACGGAUGCUGGGGGCUAUUGA